AUGAAUACAGAUACACGCCGCCAAUUAGAAGCCAAUGCAGUAACUGAUGUGCGGUACCAGUCUGAAAUUAAACAGGGUGCUGGUUACAUCGCAACCAAGAUUAAUGAAAGGGAAACUUCACGAGAAAAUUCGAAUAUGAGUUUACUUGCACAGAAGUUUGAGAAAUUACUUUCUCCAACACCAAGAGAACAACCAACUCCAAACAAAAAUCCAUCCCCAGAUCAUGUUGAUGUUAAACAAGACGGGGACAAUCUAGAGGGGAUCAUGGGAAAGCCGAAAUUGAUGUUGAAGGAGAGGAAGAGAAGUAGUGUUCAUAAUAAGAAGGAAGCUAUUCCUAACAGUACUGCUACUAGUCGUGAGACUGCAGUUGAUGAGAUGGUACUGUGUGAUAUCCUAAGUAGACUCCCUGUGAAGUCACUUAUGCGGUUCAAGUGCGUAUCGAAACGCUGGUGUUCCUUAAUCAAGGAUCCGUACUUUAUAGAUUUGCACUUUAGCAGAUCAAAACUACUUGGGCGUCCUCUUUUCAUCAUUCCACCGCCUAAAAGACGGUCAAAAAAGAGGAUUGUAGCAGGUAUCAGGUGCAAAGGUUAUACAGUGUGUUUCAAGCUUGCUGACUUAUUGUCUGAAGUUACAGGCAGAGCAAUAUUAACCAUUCACAGCAUAAGGACCUUGAAAUCGUUUCACUACACUGAUAUAGUUGGAGCUGUUAAUGGUUUGAUCUGUUUUAGUAACAAACCCGAGGAUUCUGUAUGCGUAUACAGUGUCAGUACCAGAGAGGUAGCGCCAUGGGUUAAGCCGACAUGGAGAGGUAAUGAUAUUUCUGGUGGAAUUAAUGAAGUUCCUACUUAUAGAUUUGGAUUUGAUCCUGCCACCAAGCAUUACAAAAUCAUAUGCAUUACAAUGUCGAUGACAACAUUUGGGAGGUCUUGA
Molecule: messenger RNA, 930 nt
Organism: Papaver somniferum (opium poppy)
Lineage: Eukaryota; Viridiplantae; Streptophyta; Magnoliopsida; Ranunculales; Papaveraceae
Product: putative F-box protein At4g38870
Exons: 2
Coding region: 1-930 (309 amino acids)
Molecular function (GO): protein binding
Source: RefSeq, a predicted model, not a curated record